AUGGCAAACAACCUUAUUGAUUUUACUCUGGACAUGGAUUUAAAGAAGUUCGUUAAGGAUCCAAAAAACUCUGUAACAGUUCUCAACUUUUGGGCUGAAUGGGCUAAAGCAUGCACUCAAAUGAAUGAUGUCUUUGCAGAACUUGCAAAGAAAUAUACAACAAUAAAGUUCAUUAAGAUUGAAGCCGAAAAAUUUCCCGAUAUUUCUGGUUCCUUUGAAAUCGUUGCAGUGCCAGUUUUUAUAAUUCUCAAGAAUGGAGGUAUUUCUGAUCGUGUUGAUGGAGCUAAUGCUCCCGAAUUGACGAGUAUAGUUGCCAAAUAUGGAAAGCCUACUGCUGUUUCCGCAACAAAUUAUGCUUCAGAUAAGCCAGAGACUCUUCAUAAAGGUGAUUUAAAUACAUAUUUGAAUGAAUUGAUCAAUUCUUCUCCAGUGAUGGUGUUUAUUAAGGGUACACCAAAUCAGCCACGAUGUGGGUUUUCAAGGCAAAUUGUCGAAAUUUUUAACGAACGUAACGUGAAAUUCGGUUCAUUCGACAUUUUGACUGAUGAAGAAGUCAGACAAGGCUUGAAAGAAUAUUCUAAAUGGCCCACCUAUCCGCAGGUAUAUAUUAAUGGAGAAUUAAUUGGUGGAUUAGAUGUUGUUAAAGAAAUGAUUGAGAAUGGUGAAUUUCAAAGCACAAUUUCUAAUAUUG
Messenger RNA from Scutellospora calospora, 691 nucleotides. Lineage: Eukaryota; Fungi; Glomeromycota; Glomeromycetes; Diversisporales; Gigasporaceae. The record is from the annotation of a GenBank genome assembly.